Messenger RNA from Xylona heveae TC161, 484 nucleotides. RefSeq lists its product as hypothetical. Bases 177 to 428 code for a protein of 83 amino acids. Lineage: Eukaryota; Fungi; Ascomycota; Xylonomycetes; Xylonales; Xylonaceae. The transcript has a single exon. The record is from RefSeq and is a predicted model, not a curated record.
AUAACUCCACAAAUGCAGUUGUAGUAUUCGUAUAGGUUUCACCGAUGACGGCAGUGGAGAAUAGGAUGCCGGCUAAACAAUAUUAGCAUCCAAAAUAUAUAUUAUUUCCAUGCCGUGACAGUAUUGCGUCACUGAGCUUACCUUGGUCGAGUGUUUUCGCCAGACUUUGCAAUCUUAUGACUCUCCAUCGCGGGAGGCACAAACGGAACAAUAGUCGCGGCUAUCAGAUAUCCCAUUGCCAGUGCGGAAGCUUUGUUGCUCGCUGGUGCAGCGUGGUGGGAGAAUUGGCGAAGCGUUGCACCGACUUGGUGCUGGAAUGCCAUUUUGUUGUCUUUGUUUUAUAUUUUUCUUGUGCCGGACGCUGGACGUUGUUCUGGCCUGUGCUCAGCUGCUGCUGGGUAUCUUGUCUCUCGUGCACGGUAAUAUAAAAGCAAGGCACUGAGGAAGUUGAAGAUGGUAGUAUGUAUCUGUAGUAGAAUUUACA